GGAAAAGUUACCUCUCGGCUUCGCUUACAGUACUUUUGCGGCAAGCCCGCACGAUAACAGGUGGGGGAUCCCGCCCCUGGCUUACCAGGAAAGGAAAGUUCAUGCACUUAUCUUAACAAUUGCUGAUAACCGUCGCUGAUCGACGUCAACAAGGUUACUUGCAAGCUUGCCAUUGGAGCUGUAUCUACAACGCUUCCCGGCGCAAUGGAACCUCAUAAUCAUAAUAUGAAGAGGUACAUAAGCUCAGGUCGGCCCAAGGGCUGUGAGGAAAAGUAGGUACAGGCCGUGGCUCUGAACAUCGUCAAUUUACAAUCCUUUCUUCCUGAGCACGCUUUGCUAGGGAAUUGCCAUCAUGUCCUCCGUACAAGAUGCAAUUCCGGGCACAGUUCACCUCGUUGAUGUCGAGGGGACUAUGCAUGCCAAACACUCGUCGGGACGACGAGAUGUUGUGCUUGUUCCUGCGCCCUCGGCCGAUCCUGAUGACCCUCUGAACUGGUCUCCACGACGUAAAUUGCUCUCUACGAGCUGCAUGUGCAUGUAUACGCUCAUGGUUGGUAUCGCUUCGGCAGCGAUUUACUCUGUCUUGGAGCCCAUUUCAGCAGACACCGGCCUGAGUUUGGGUGAUCUGAAUGCAGGAACGGGAUACAUGUUCCUCUUCUUUGGCUGGGGUUGCUUAGUCUGGCAGCCAUUGGCGCUGCAAUAUGGAAAGAGACCCGUCUAUCUCUUCUCUAUCCUUGCGACCAUGGCCAUUAUGCUUUGGGCACCAUAUACCAAAAGUAACGGCCAAUGGAUUGCCAACAAGAUCCUUCAAGGCUUCUUUGGCGCACCCAUUGAAUCACUUUGCGAAAUUUCUGUGACAGACAUUUACUUUACGCAUGAACGAGGCGCAUACAUUGCACUCUACGGAUUAUUCUUGGCGGGAAGUAAUUUCCUUGCGCCCGUUCUCUCCGGCUUCAUCAACGAAGGUCAAGGAUGGAAGUGGGUUCUGUACUGGUGCGCCAUCUUCAAUGCCAUCGGCUUCGUCUAUCUCUUCUUUUUCAUGGAGGAAACCAACUUUGUCCGCACGACACUCACAACUACGGAGCCCCCAUCUGACUGCCGCUUGAACACGCCGCCAUCAGAGGAAGUGCCCGCUCCGGAAACCGAAAAGGAAAAGGCAGUUGAACCCAGAAAUCACACAGUCGAACCAGCCGUAGAAGAGGGAAUCUCCUACAGCUUCAAAAAGAAAACAUAUCUGAACAAACUCGCUCUUUUCCAACAAAGCGAUUUGCGCAAAGAGAACAGCCUGCUCUCCAUGAUGACCCGUCCCUUAAUCUUCAUGACCUUUCCCGUCAUUUUCUACGCCGGCUUCUCCUACGGUUCGAAUCUCAUCUGGUUCAACGUGCUCAACGGCACCGCAUCCCUCAUUUUGGGAUCCAAACCGUACAGUUUCCCUUCCUCUAUGGUUGGCCUAUCGUAUGUCUCGCCGUUGAUUGGUGUCGGUAUUGCUGCCUUUUACACUGGACCUAUUGGCGAUCGAAUCGUACUUAAAAUGGCCCGCCGCAACCACGGAGUCAUGGAGCCCGAGCACCGUCUUUGGCUGUUCACCCCGUCCUUGUUGCUUAUUCCCGCAUUUCUGAUCCUCUGGGGCGUAGGCGCCGCCCAUGCGGUGCACUGGUUCGGUCUCGUAUUUGCCAUGUGCAUGAUUGCCUUGACAAACACGAUUGGUCUGCAGCUCAGUGUCAGCUACGCUAUUGAUUCGUAUCGCGAUUUGAGUGGUGAAGCCAUGAUUACUGUGAUUAUUAUUCGGAAUACCAUGAGUUUUGCCAUUGGAUAUGGUAUCACCCCCUGGGUCACCAACAUGGGUCUUCAAAAUGCAUUCAUUGUUGCCGCAUUUGCCGGACUGGCUCAAUGUUUCACCUUUUUCAUCUUUGUCAAAUACGGCCGCCGACUGCGCGAGCUCAGCAGAGCUCGAUAUUGGCGUUACGUGCAGCAGUCUUCGCGAAUGGGACUGGCUCAUUAAGUCUUCUCUUUUCUUACCUUUCUCCCCUUUGACUUUUGUUUUCUUUCUUUCUCUUCUCCACCUCUUCGCCUUUUAUUGUCACGACUUGUAAUUUUGUUGUAAUGCAUAAAGCAUACCGACAUAAUCAAUAGACCGAAAAUAAAUUAAUAAAUACAGAGACG
Xylona heveae TC161 is the source of this 2163-nucleotide messenger RNA. RefSeq names its product MFS transporter. NCBI's taxonomy places the organism in Eukaryota, Fungi, Ascomycota, Xylonomycetes, Xylonales, Xylonaceae. Gene Ontology annotation, biological process: transmembrane transport. The record is from RefSeq and is a predicted model, not a curated record. The transcript has 3 exons. Gene Ontology annotation, molecular function: transmembrane transporter activity. Bases 353 to 2002 code for a protein of 549 amino acids.